Molecule: messenger RNA, 1619 nt
Organism: Exaiptasia diaphana
Lineage: Eukaryota; Metazoa; Cnidaria; Anthozoa; Actiniaria; Aiptasiidae
Product: allatostatin-A receptor-like
Exons: 4
Coding region: 225-1415 (396 amino acids)
Biological process (GO): G protein-coupled receptor signaling pathway
Cellular component (GO): membrane
Molecular function (GO): G protein-coupled receptor activity
Source: RefSeq, a predicted model, not a curated record
GAAGAGGAGGGCYUAAGCAUUCUAAUGUUGRGGCGAGCUAUAUAAUGCCAUAAGCACMUUCUGCGCCGGASAUUAAAGACAUCUAGUUCUGAUAGCUCGCAUCGCGUAGUAACUGAAGAUUUGAGCUCGGAAAUCAUUCAGCUUUUGUGGGCUGUUAUUUUCUUUCAGACUCCGUUGCAGGAGUGCAAGGAACCAUAUUUGGAUUGUAAAYCACCACUGGCCAGAUGAAUGCAUCUAAAAAUGAGUCAAUAACAGCUGAGUUCAACGCGUCUCUUCCAGAAUCAAAUGCUAUAGAGAUGUCAACCCAAAUUGGCAUGAUUGCUGCGUACUCCAUUAUUUUUCUUCUUGCGCUGUCAGGAAAUGGCCUUAUCAUCCAUAUCGUCGUUAGCAAGCCUUACAUGCGUUCUACUAUUAAUUUUCUCAUCGCAAACAUGGCGGCAGCUGACUUGAUGAUGACCUUAUUUGCGAUGCCCUAUACAAUUUAUUUCCUGUAUUUUGGAAGUCAGUGGUUUGGUGGAGUUUUGGGGAAUUUGACAUGCAAGGCAGUCCACUUCACUAUCGGUUUAUCCAUAGCAGCCUCGAUCUCAACACUAAUUGUCAUUUCRCUGGACCGUUUCUUCGCUAUUGUCUACCCAUUUCGCCGUUCAAGCGUCAUCAAGAAGAUCCCCAUCACCAUAACAACCACCUGGGUGACGUCAGCGCUUCUUCUCAGCCCUUAUUUGUACAUAUACAAAGUGCAGCUCAAGGGAGGUUACAUGUGUAUGGUGUCCAUUGGUGAUAACUCYAUGAAGUCUCUUGGAAUCUACCACGCUAUUACAUUUGGUGUUCUGUACAUCAUUCCUCUGACGCUAAUAGCAGCUUUCUACUUCGCCGUCUGUAGAAAACUCUGGCUGCGCAAAAUUCCUGGAAAUCCAUCGGCCAUGAAUUUGAGAAGUGCCAACAAGUCCAAGAAGAGAACCAUUAAGAUGCUGAUCAUCAUCGUGGUCGUGUUUGCACUUUGUUGGCUUCCUGCUCACGUGAUGCAUAUCAUUAUAUUCUUCAACUACGAUGCUUUUAAGAAAUUCCCACAGUAUGCUUCCUUGCUUGCUUUCUUCUUUUCUCACGCUAACUCGGCUAUCAAUCCUUURCUGUACAUCACUCUGAACAAGAACUUCAUGCAUGCCUUCAUAGACAUCACUGAGAAGCUACAACUCUGGAGAACAUCGCACAGUACACGGCGAACCAAGAGCUUGACGACUACCUCGUUAACGAACCUCUCAGUAAUCGUUCACGAGAAUCAGAUCAUAAUGUCAUUUCGAUCAUCGCCCACAGGAAGGAUUGGUCGAUAUAAUAUGAAUGGUGUCGAGGAAUCAGAUGUGAUCGAAAGCCUAAAGAAAGCCACCUUAGUUAGCGCAAGCUGCAUUUCAAAGCUUUAGGGACAUGAAUGUCUGAACAUAACUCUCUCAUAGACUACUCCUGACAAAUUUGAAACAACGUUUCUUUCCUCAAGCACCAGUUCUCCAGGAAGAGCUACUAGAGAGACGCUAGACCUAGUAUCUGCUGUACUGACUAGCUACACGAGGACUGUUUCACGAAAUGUCCUCUUAGCAGAGAUCAGGAGGGGCUCCUGUAGAGAUCUA